Molecule: messenger RNA, 1266 nt
Organism: Vespa velutina
Lineage: Eukaryota; Metazoa; Arthropoda; Insecta; Hymenoptera; Vespidae
Product: odorant receptor 82a-like
Exons: 7
Coding region: 14-1183 (389 amino acids)
Biological process (GO): detection of chemical stimulus involved in sensory perception of smell; sensory perception of smell
Cellular component (GO): plasma membrane
Molecular function (GO): odorant binding; olfactory receptor activity
Source: RefSeq, a predicted model, not a curated record
UCAAAGUGAUAACAUGGAGAAAAAAAUAGAAACAAUCGACGUAACCGAAGCAAUGAAGUCAUUACUAUGGAACAGACUGUUACUGAAAUAUGUUGGAAUUUGGCCUCUCGAAAUUUCUAAUGCUCUUUUUCUCUUUUUUUUUAUUUAUCUUCUUUUACAUUGUUCAUUGACAUUCGCCGAAUUGACACAUCGUAAACAUAGUUUAGGAGAUAUAAUGUCGAUAUUCACGGAAAAUAUUUUACUUUUAAUGACCCUAACGAAAAUAACUACAUGCUGGAUUAACAGACAAUCAUUAGGAGACUUGUUAAUCGAAUUAGAAGAUAAUUUCAUCGUCGACAAUUAUAAUACGUACGAGAAGAGAUUUAUAUUUAUGAAAUAUACCAAAAUGGCGAAAUAUUAUUUUUUAAUAGCUGUUACCUCGAUGUCUAUUGCCGUUGGAUUAUAUUGGAUAAACGAGAUGAUACCGAACGUUAAAAUUGCAAUAGGAAAUUCAUCAUCGAGUUAUAAACUACCAUACAAAACACGAACUAUCAUCGAUGUAGGUGAUAUUAGGGUCUAUAUUUGUCUCUGUCUUUAUCAAACAUUGGUAGUACCGAUUAUUACAUUGGGUUACGUUGGAUUCGAUUGUUUGUUCACAAAUCUUGCUUUUCAUAUCACUGCACAAUUUGGAAUUCUAAGUUGCUCGAUCAAAGAAAUUCUUGACGAUUCUAAUGGUUUUCAAAGUAAUAUGAAGAAACUUGUACUUCGACAUUACAAAUUGAUCAGACAAGCGGAAACUUUGGAAGACAAUUUUAAUGUAUUGAUAUUGCAACAAUUGAUGGGAAGUACGUUUCAACUUUGUAUAUCCGGUUACAAUACACUUUUGGAUUCAGUAAAGAAGGAAGGUUUAACGAUUGUCAUAUUUUAUUCGUAUGCAUUUUGCGUCAUGAGUACAUUGUUUACUUAUUGUUACAUCGGCGAGUGUCUUAUUCAGGAAAGUUCGAGUCUGAGCACAGCAUUUUAUCAUUACGAGUGGUAUAACGUGUCACCGAUCAAUUUAAAAAUGGUUAAAAUUUGCAUGUUGCGAAUGAAGAAACAACAGCAAUUAACUUCCGGUAAAUUUUUCGUCCUAUCAUUGGCCUCCUUUACCGACAUUCUCAAAACUACGAUGGGAUAUUUGUCAUUGCUACGAACACUUAUAUGAAGAUUUCUUUUUAUCCUUUUCUUUUUUUUUUUCUUUUUUUUUGAUCCACUUAUUAACAAAAACACAUUUAUUUUUUCAUAAUA